Phyllopteryx taeniolatus (common seadragon) is the source of this 1714-nucleotide messenger RNA. RefSeq names its product DR1-associated protein 1 (negative cofactor 2 alpha) (gene drap1). The record is from RefSeq and is a predicted model, not a curated record. The transcript is spliced from 7 exons. NCBI's taxonomy places the organism in Eukaryota, Metazoa, Chordata, Actinopteri, Syngnathiformes, Syngnathidae. The coding region runs from base 171 to 872 and encodes 233 amino acids. Gene Ontology annotation, cellular component: negative cofactor 2 complex; nucleus. Gene Ontology annotation, molecular function: core promoter sequence-specific DNA binding; RNA polymerase II general transcription initiation factor activity; transcription coactivator activity. Gene Ontology annotation, biological process: negative regulation of transcription by RNA polymerase II; positive regulation of transcription by RNA polymerase II; transcription by RNA polymerase II.
GUGACGACGACGUGCUAACGUGCUAAGCUAACUGCUUAGCACGGCCGGAACUGUCGCGUAGCUAUUUUGCUGUCUGUGCGGCGGUGGACGUUUUCACUCCUCCGUAUUAAUAUUUCAUUUCCCCCCCCCCCCCCCCGUCUGUGUGUGUUAACCACCAGGUUUGUUUAACAAUGCCGAGCAAAAAGAAGAAAUACAACGCGAGAUUUCCACCGGCAAGGAUUAAAAAGAUUAUGCAGACGGAUGAAGAAAUCGGCAAAGUGGCUGCAGCAGUACCUGUUAUUAUUUCGAGAGCCCUGGAGCUUUUCUUGGAGUCGUUGCUCACCAAGGCCUGUCAUGUCACCCAGUCCAAAAAUGCAAAAACCAUGACGACGUCACACUUAAAACAGUGCAUCGAGGUGGAGCAGCAGUUUGACUUCUUGAAAGACUUGGUGGCAACUGUGCCGGACAUGCAGGGCGAGGGAGACGAGAACCACACCGAGGCAGCGGGGGAAAAGGUGCCACGCAGGGGUCGAAAGCCAGGGUCCGCUCACAAAAAUGGAGGGGCCGGCUCGAAAGGCAAGGACAAGAAGUUGUCCGGGACCGAGUCGGAGCAAGAGGACAACUCAGAAGACAGCGAGACAGAUGGGGACGAAGAGGACGGCUCUCAGUCAAGCACAAAUCUGCAGGCUGUAUCCAGGUUCCACAGCGCCGGCGCUCCCCCGAAGUACACGCACCCGGGCAACGUGGUCUCAGGGGACGACACGUCCGCGGCGCAGCCCCGGGGCCCCGUGACGUUCGCCCCGCACCCCUCCAUGAUGAGCGCCGCGCCGCCUCCGCCGCCUCCCGUGCUGCAACAAAACGAGGACUACGACGAGGAAGACUAUGACUCGUAGCUCCCCCCCCUCGCCCCCCCCAUAUCCACACACAGCUUUUUUUAGUUGAAGUUGCUCUCACGACGGUCACUCGGAGCAGAGGAGCAAAAAGACUCUUCAUCGGCGAGAGGCCGUCGGAGGAAAAAAGAAAAAAGCCGGUUGUACAUUGCGUUUUAAUUUUCUUCUCUUUUAAACGACGGCUUUUAUUUCAUUGUAGACAAGAAUCCAACCAGGAUAUUUUUAAGGAGUUCAGUUUUGGUUAUCAUUCAGAAAUGUAUUUUUUUUUUUUCUAUGUUUGUUUUUGUUUUUUGCUUCCAGACGGGAUGGGUGUGGUUUGUCGCUUUCUGGCUUCUCUCACUCUUUUUUUUUUGCUCUCUUUUUAUCCCCACCCCCAAAAACAAUAAUAAUAAUAAUAAAAACAAACUUCCCAAGACCACAACACAGACAACACCUUGAAGAUACCUCCUUUUUUUUUUUUUUUUUUUAAAUAAAAUAAAAUCCUCGACUGGAUGCCCAUCAGUUGACAAACUGAAUCAUAACUGUUGUUUUUUUUCAACUCUUUUGCCAAUUAAUUUCUAUUCAGGCCCCACCCCUCUUGAGUUUUGUAUGUUGCAUAACACCCCCCCCCCCUUUUUUUUUUUUAAAGACUACUUUUAAUGAAUUGAAAGUAGACACGAGGUUCCCCUUUAUGUCCAUGUUAAAUUGUAAAAGUUUUAACAUUAUUGUUAUUUUGUAUGGAUUAAAUAAUAAUAAAAAAAAAGUCAUUUGUAUUUAUGGCGCUGUUGUUGUUUAUUUUUUUCAUUUUUCCCAUGCCUGGUCUGUGAGUUACAUGAAUUGUUCCUCAAUAAAUGUUUAAGAACUAA